Molecule: messenger RNA, 543 nt
Organism: Drosophila hydei
Lineage: Eukaryota; Metazoa; Arthropoda; Insecta; Diptera; Drosophilidae
Exons: 3
Coding region: 1-543 (180 amino acids)
Source: RefSeq, a predicted model, not a curated record
AUGGACUGGAUAAAUCUGCUCUUGGCCAUAGGCCUGGCGCACAGCGUGCGGGCUGCUCUUGUAUGGAAUACAGGUGGCGAUAUAGCGAAGCCACCCAAGCGCAAACAUAAGCACAAAACCAAGCCGAAGCGCAAGCCUAAGCCGCCGCCCGAUGAUGACUACAAGGACUUCUUUGAGGAUUCACUGGCACGCCGUUUACAGGAGCAAUCGUUGCUUUCACGUACCAAGUUCUACAAUAUACUCAGUCGACGAUUCGAACAGCAUGGAUUUGGCAGCGGCGAAGACUGCCUACUACGGCUCAUUUGCGAGGUGAAUAGCGGCCCAAUAAGUGAGCUAAAUGGCGUUCUGGGCAGCUUGAUGCAAGUGAUGUUCAGUCCCAGCAGCUCGAAGUACGAGGCGUUGCCCAAGGCCUACUACGAAGCGGAGCGACAUGGCAAAAGCGACAAUUGCCAAAACUACUCGACCAAGUGUACACGCAGCGUAUUGGAUUUGAUCACGCGCCCCCUAGUUGACUACAUAGGCAAUAAAACUGCUUUGCUGUAG